UAGCAAGCUUAGCUUCCAACUCCUCUUUCGUGUUGUGUCAACCAAAUUUUGAAAUUCCAUCACCACUAUGCUGGUGAGCUGCCCGGUGGUUUGUCCGGUUGAGAAACUGGUCAAGGAACUGAAAAAGCACCACGUGAUUCCCCGUCUGCUGGCCUGCCAGCCCACGAAGGUGAUCAGUGUGCUAUAUCCCUGCGAUAUCGACAUCAAGCCGGGCAUUAUGAUAGUGAUUAAUGAGGCGCUCAACCAACCGAUCAUUCGAUUCAAGGCCAUUCCGGAGCAGUUCCACACGCUGAUGAUGGUGGACUUGGACGUGCCACCCGACAAUCACACGGAGUGGCUCAUUUGGAUGGUGGGCAAUAUUCCGGGCUGCGAUGUCGCCAUGGGUCAGACGCUGGUGGCCUACGACAAUCGGCGGACCAUCCAGGGUGAAAACAUCCAUCGAAUCGUCUUCCUGGCCUUCAAGCAGUAUCUGGAGCUCGAUUUCGACGAGACUUUCAUUCCCGAGGGCGAGGAGAAGGGUCGUGCCACCUUCAAUUGCCACAAAUUUGCGAGGAAGUAUGCACUGGGCAAUCCGAUGGCCGCCAAUUUCUAUCUGGUGGAAUGGAUGUGGCGGUGGACACCCACCUUCCUGUCCUCGGAACAUGAUAUAGAACAUUUUAAAUAAAAUGGAAUAAAAUCGCGGAGUUUGAAACUGGUGUUCU
Drosophila teissieri is the source of this 701-nucleotide messenger RNA. RefSeq names its product protein D2. The transcript has a single exon. The coding region runs from base 68 to 664 and encodes 198 amino acids. The record is from RefSeq and is a predicted model, not a curated record. NCBI's taxonomy places the organism in Eukaryota, Metazoa, Arthropoda, Insecta, Diptera, Drosophilidae.